CCGAGUGGAGCUGUUUAAGAGAGAGAAAAGAAAAUACUUUAGAGAGAGACAGAGAUAAUAAAUAUAGAAGAGAUCUAGACUUAAAUUUCAUAAAACCGCUUAGCUAAAAAUAUUGGGCUUUCUACAGAAACUCAGCUGAUUUUUGCAGAGAAGAACAAAAGAUGAAAAUAAACUUAAAAUAGCCUUUGUCAGUACUCUACCUCUUGUUAUACUGUAACCGACUGAGUCUCUCUCUCUCUAAAAUUUGUAGACAUCUGAUUCUCUUUCUGUAUUGAUUAUGGUGAUCCGGAAUUUAUCUGUACAGAGGAGGAAAGGGGGCAAAAAGCAGUUAAAUUGCAAUUAAUAGUGUUAUUAUAUGGCUUUCUCAAGUGCAAUUGCUGAGUAUACAUCCCCUCUAGAGCAAGAAAGCAAGCUUCUUGUUGGAGCUCAAUUCAUGGCGUCAAAUAAAGGCAAUAACACCAUCACCACACAUGCAGUCUCGGAACAAGAGCAAAAUUUUCAGGAAAUUCAUCAUCAUCAGCAGCAGAAUAAUCAGAUUUCUUUUGGAAUGAUGCAAUCAGCUUCAUCAGCAGCAGCCAUUCCUUGCAACUUCAUAAACAAAGAUACUGGAGCUUAUGAUUUCGGUGAAUUAGAUCAAGCGCUUUUCCUUUAUCUUGAUAGCCAAGAACAGUCAACGGUUCAAGAACAAAGGCAGAAUUCUGGGAUGAGGCCACACACACUCAAUAUUUUUCCUUCCCAGCCCAUGCAUGAAGAGCCAUCAUCAACACCAGCAACCAAGGCAAGUACUGGAAUAGUUUCACCAGCUACCAGUGGUUCCAAGAGAUCAUCUGAGCCGUCCAUGGAAUUGUCCAACCCUAGAAAUGAAGUCUCUUCUGCUCCUCAACCUGCCGAAGCAGUUAAGCGCGAGAGGAACCGCAAAGGACCUACUUCAAGUUCAGAGCGAGAAGGAUUAAAAACACCAGAUCCUAAGAUUAUCUUGAGCCAAGUAGAACCAUUGACAGAACAACAACUGAUGGGAAUGUAUGGAUUACAGCAAUCCACACAUGAGGCAGAAGAAGCCCUUUCUCAAGGGCUUGAAGCUCUGAAUCAAUCUCUCUCUGAGACCUUAAUCGCUGAUCCACUCAACCUUCCACCAGACGUGAAUAGCUUCAUGAGCACCAUGUCUCUAGCAAUCAACAAACUCUCCACCCUUGAAGGUUUUGUUUGUCAGGCUGAUCACCUGAGGCACCAAACCAUUCAUCGGCUCCACCAACUCCUCACCACCCGUCAAGCUGCGCGGUGUUUCCUGGCCAUCGCGGAGUACUUCCACCGCCUCCGUGCCCUCAGCUCUCUCUGGUUGUCCCGCCCCCGGCAAGAAUGAGAAAAUCCCUUGCCAUGUGCACCUUUUAAUCUAUAGACCUCCUAAUUAAGAAUAUUAAUAGCUUAUCGCUUUUUUUACUAUUUUAUAGAUGUAUAGAGAUCAUAGAAAAACUAAAUUAAGACUUUUAUAAAAGUAGAAGUAAUUAAACUUCAACUGCUUUGUUUU
Molecule: messenger RNA, 1525 nt
Organism: Olea europaea var. sylvestris
Lineage: Eukaryota; Viridiplantae; Streptophyta; Magnoliopsida; Lamiales; Oleaceae
Product: bZIP transcription factor TGA10-like
Exons: 7
Coding region: 356-1360 (334 amino acids)
Biological process (GO): DNA-templated transcription
Molecular function (GO): sequence-specific DNA binding
Source: RefSeq, a predicted model, not a curated record